Messenger RNA from Molossus molossus (Pallas's mastiff bat), 1269 nucleotides. RefSeq names its product zinc finger FYVE-type containing 21 (gene ZFYVE21). The record is from RefSeq and is a predicted model, not a curated record. Lineage: Eukaryota; Metazoa; Chordata; Mammalia; Chiroptera; Molossidae. Bases 39 to 797 code for a protein of 252 amino acids. The transcript has 8 exons. Gene Ontology annotation, molecular function: metal ion binding.
GCCGUGCGAGGGCGGUGGGCGAUCGCUGGAGUCGCGUCAUGUCCUCCGAGGUGGCCUCCCGCUGCGACGCCAAGAAGUUGGUGCGCUCGCCAAGCGGCCUGCGCAUGGUGCCCGAGCACCGCGCCUUCGGCAGCCCGUUCGGCCUGGAGGAGCCGCAGUGGGUCCCGGACAAGGAGUGUCCAAGGUGUAUGCAGUGUGAUGCCAAGUUUGACUUUCUCACCAGAAAGCACCACUGCCGCCGCUGCGGGAAGUGCUUCUGCGACAAGUGCUGCGGCCAGAAGGUGGCGCUGCCGCGCAUGUGCUUCGUGGAUCCCGUGCGGCAGUGCUCGGCCUGCGCGCUGGUGUCUCGCAAGGAGGCGGAGUUCUUCGACAAGCAGCUCCGGGUGCUGCUGAGCGGAGCCACCUUCCUUGUAACUUUCGGAAACUCAGAGAAAUCGGAAACAAUGGUUUGUCGUCUUUCCAACAACCAGAGAUACCUGCUUCUGGAUGGGGACAGCCACCACGAGAUUGAAGUCGCACACAUUUCGACCGUGCAGAUUCUCACGGAAGGCUUCCCCGCUGGAGAAAAAGACAUUCACACUUACACCAGCCUCCUGGGAAGCCAGCCCACCUGUGAAGGAGGCAAUGCACGGGCGACAGGCAUGUCCCUGCAGUACUCAAUUCCAGGGUCAGAGGGCAUGACCCAGCUGAAGCUGACUGCAGGAGAAGAUGCAAAUGGCAGCAGGCGGCCGUCCACCGUGUGGCUGGUGGCCAUGCACAAGGCUGCCAAGCUCCUCUGCGAAUCUCGGGACCAGUAACUGCACGUGGGCCGGCCUAUGUGCUCAGAACAGAGAGCCCGCCGUCUGCGCUCACGCUGACCCCAGUGUGCUAGGAGGGCAGCUGGAGACCUGGGGGGAACAGCGCUCACUUCCCUAGUGCAAUACGACACUGCCAGCAGCUUCCCGCUUUAGAGCCUGUUUUCUUGAUGAUACUUAAGCGGGGUGGGAGAGACCCAGCUACACUACUGCUGAACUGUUUUUAACAAUCUAUACCAUGUUUUUAUGAGUCCAGGUUUACUAGAAGGUUCUGGUCCCUCGAUACUCAUUUUAUUAAUUCUCUCACAGGGAGGAUCGGGGCUGUGGGAACUCGGGCCAGCUUUGCCCUGGAACCUGCCGAGCCCGGUCCAAAGAUUCAUUUACCACACACUAAUAAUGAGGGGCUACGCACAAACCUUUCAUACUUCACUAUGGGGAAGGAGCCAGCUUUGUGUUUCGUACUUUUCACUUACUA